GCCACUCUGGGAUCAAGUCAGAUGUCUAGAUCCCGAUGAUCCAUCCAAGCAAAGAUUCCUAACUUCUGUCCACAUUCCCAACUGUGAGCUUCCCCGCGUUACUGUCUUGCCCGAAAGACUCGUAAUGAACGAGGCGCAAUCCGCCGACCUCAUCUGCUCUGCAACUGGGGAUCCACCCGUCCAAGUCUUCUGGAACACCAGCUCACUCGUCUCGAACCACACACUCGGAGGCUUCGACCUCCUCGACAUGAUGAGCUUCUUGGGGGAGAACGACACCUACGAACCUUUUGAAAGUCUGGUAAAUGCCACCAACAGUACCGUUCAAAUAUUGAGCAUCUAUAGCGCCAACGGGGCAGAUAACGGACAAAUCUCUUGCAUUGCCGAAAACGAAAUAGGACAAGAUAUUGCGGAUAUCACCAUUGAGAUCAUUUCGUGCCCCAGAAUACAAGAUAUGAAAAUGGCGAAAAACUUUUAUUGGUGCAUCAAUUACCGGGUGACUGGAUAUCCCAAACCAAACAGGACGUGGUAUUUCAACGAUGAAAUACUGAAUAACCCUGAAAUCCAGGAUCUGGAAAAUAUUUGGACGAAGAAAAAUCCGUUUCUAGCUGAUGGUUGUCUGGAGUUGGUCCGAGCUUCUCAAGUAAACGAAGGUAUCUACACUCUUGUGGCAAUGAACCCUUACGGAAUGGACAAUUUUUCGAUUGAAGCAAAAUUUCACAAAGAGCAUGUUCCAAACACUCAUCCGACUUUCGUUCCAGUUGGGAGACCCCCUUAUUCGUCUGGGAAAAAAGAGUCGGAAAAAACAGAUAAAACACCGUUCCUGGUAUCUACCAUUGUAAUUGCAGUUGCCGUCUCGUUAUGCUUCAUUGUUGCGGUGGCGUGUUUCAUUCGCUGGUUGAAGAUUCGAAUGACUCCGGAGUUCCAAAAUCGCCGCCACUCUUUCACCUUCUUUUUCUGCAAGAAGAGGAGAAGAGAACGUUUCGUGCGAGAAAGAAUUCUGUUGAGCCCAUCCCAAAUGGUCGAAAAUGUGAACUAUACAAAAGAAAAAGCAGAUGGUAACGCAGGUAUUCAUCACAUAUCAGCCGAGAAGAUAAACUUUAUUCAAAGCCUGGGUGAAGGUGCUUUCGGCAGAGUCUUCCUCGCUACGGUAGAUUACCUGACCCCAGACGAACCAACCACCUUGGUAGCUGUGAAGACCCUAAAGGACAAGGACGUCCUGGACGCCAAAGAGGAUUUUGACAGAGAAGCGGAAUUGCUUGCCAAUUUACAACAUGAGAAUAUUAUCAAAUUUUACGGAGUUUCUACAGACGGAAAAUCCCUAAUGAUGGUUUUUGAAUACAUGGAAAACGGCGAUCUUAGUAACUUUUUAAGAGAAAGAACCCCUGACCAUAACAAUUACGUCACAAAGUAUCCGUCACUGUCCAUUUCCGACCUCAUCUUUAUUUCGUGCCAAAUAGCAGCUGGUGUUGAAUAUUUAGCGAGUCAGCAUUUCGUCCACAGAGAUUUGGCGACCAGAAAUUGCUUGGUUGGGGACGACCUUACAGUCAAGAUAGGAGACUUCGGCAUGUCUCGGGAUGUCUACAGUACUGAUUAUUACAGGGUAGGUCGUCACAAUAUGCUGCCAAUCCGGUGGAUGCCUCCGGAGAGCAUUUUGUACAGAAGAUUCACAGUAGAGUCCGACAUAUGGAGCUUCGGAGUGGUGCUAUGGGAAAUAUUUAGCUACGGAAAGCAACCGUGGUACGAGUACUCCAACCAUGAAGUAAUCCAACAUGUCACUGCACGGAAACUGCUGUCGAAACCGAGCUGUUGUCCGGACGAAAUCUAUGACGUCAUGAGAUCCUGCUGGGAGCACAAUCCGGAAGAAAGGUUGCCGAUGAGCGUUGUCCAUCAAAAGCUCGUUUGCCUCUGCCCCACCAGGACCAUAGAGUACCUCGAAGUGAUCGAUUGACAUAUGCUUAAAGGGCGU
This is a messenger RNA of Uloborus diversus, 1966 nucleotides long. RefSeq names its product BDNF/NT-3 growth factors receptor-like. The coding region runs from base 125 to 1948 and encodes 607 amino acids. Gene Ontology annotation, biological process: multicellular organism development; cellular response to nerve growth factor stimulus; positive regulation of kinase activity. Lineage: Eukaryota; Metazoa; Arthropoda; Arachnida; Araneae; Uloboridae. The record is from RefSeq and is a predicted model, not a curated record. Gene Ontology annotation, molecular function: neurotrophin binding; neurotrophin receptor activity; transmembrane receptor protein tyrosine kinase activity. Gene Ontology annotation, cellular component: signaling receptor complex; axon; membrane. The transcript is spliced from 10 exons.